Molecule: messenger RNA, 1744 nt
Organism: Ricinus communis (castor bean)
Lineage: Eukaryota; Viridiplantae; Streptophyta; Magnoliopsida; Malpighiales; Euphorbiaceae
Product: phospholipase A1-Igamma1, chloroplastic
Exons: 1
Coding region: 39-1604 (521 amino acids)
Biological process (GO): lipid metabolic process
Molecular function (GO): glycerophospholipase activity
Source: RefSeq, a predicted model, not a curated record
UCCAUAUUCUAUACAUAUUUCUGAAGUUAAAAUCCACCAUGGAGAUGUCACCAUUAAGACAACCUGUCGCGACAAAGAAAACCAUGUCCAGAAAAGCUAGAAGGAUAUGGAAGUUGAAGCUUACUGUCACAUGGCGAGCUAUCAAGAAGGCUUUUACAAGCAAGCAUCGUCUUCGUUUAAGCUGUACAGGCAACAUGAAACAGCUUUCCACCUUUAAACUCCAUCAGGAACUAGCAACGAAAACAAAGAAGAAUGGUGAUUGUCAUCCCCACAAAACACUAGCACAUCUUCUCGUGCCCCGUACGGCCUUGGAUUUUAUCGACCGAGGAGAUCAAAUGACUCCUACAUUAUCUCCCAAAGAGAACAUAUCCUCAAGAUGGCAAGAAAUUCAUGGUUCUCGCAAUUGGGAGAACCUUCUUGACCCUCUCCAUCCUUGGCUACGACGAGAAGUUGUCAAGUACGGAGAAUUCGUCGAAGCAACUUAUGAUGCCUUCGAUUUCGAUCCAUUAUCCGAGUACUGUGGGAGCUGCUUGUAUAACCGGCACAAGAUCUUUGAGGAACUAGGCCUUACAAAACAUGGCUACAGAGCGACCAAGUACAUUUAUGCCAUGUCCCAUGUUGAUGUGCCUGAAUGGUUUGCUAGGACGCAUACUACAUGGAGCAAAGAUUCAAAUUGGAUGGGAUUUGUCGCGGUGACCAAUGAUCAGGAAUCACAAAGAAUUGGGCGGCGAGACAUAAUGGUGGCGUGGCGGGGCACAGUGGCACCGACAGAAUGGUAUAAUGACCUGAGGACAGAUCUUGAGUAUUUUGAGGAAGAUCAAGAUCAUAAGAAAAAUCAUGUUAAGGUACAAGAAGGGUUCCUUAGCAUAUACAAAUCUAAAAGUGAGGAAACGAGGUAUAAUAAGUUAAGUGCAUCUGAGCAAGUUAUGAAAGAAUUGAAAAAGCUAGUCAAUCUUUACAGAGAAAAUGGUGAAGAGGUUAGCUUAACACUUACAGGUCAUAGCCUAGGAGGUGCAUUAGCACUUCUCAACGCAUAUGAGGCUGCAACUUCAAUUCCCAAUGUUUUCAUUAGUGUCAUUUCUUUUGGCGCACCAAGAGUUGGAAACCUUGCAUUUAAAGAGAAGCUUAAUGAGCUCGGGGUAAAGACUCUUCGCGUGGUUAUUAAGCAAGAUAUAGUCCCAAAACUUCCUGGGAUUAUAGUGAACAAAAUUCUUAACAAGCUUAGCAAAAUCACUCAUAAAUUAAACUGGGUUUAUAGGCAUGUAGGAACCCAAUUGAAGCUUGAUAUGUUCAUCUCACCUUACUUGAAGCAGGAGUCAGACAUGUCUGGGUCUCAUAAUUUAGAAGUAUACCUUCAUCUUUUGGAUGGAUUUUUAGGCAAGAAAUUGAACUAUAGAUGGAAUGCUAGGAGAGAUUUGGCAUUGGUGAAUAAGAGUACUAAUAUGCUGAUAGAGGAGCUAAAAAUACCAGAAUUUUGGUACCAGUUGCCACAUAAAGGACUUGUGUUGAACAAAUAUGGUAGAUGGGUUAAGCCAAGUAGAGUGGCUGAAGACAUUCCUUCUCCAUUCAGUUCUGAAAUAUCCAGGCAUGAUCUUUCAUUUUAGUUCAUAUGUGUCCCAUGGAAUGGAUAAAUUCUCCAUCUCCUUCAUUUUUUUUUUGGGUUGAAUGUAAAGGUCCUUAAUUUGAUUGAGCUUUUUCCUCAUAAUAGUAAUUGAGAUUGAUUUCAUUAAAUUAUUGUACAAAA